AUGGCUUGCGGAUGCCCCUCUCUGGUUGAAGAUGGCAAUCUCGCCAACGUCGCCAAUCCUGACAGUGAUAAUCGCGCCUGCCCCGAGGACGAUGGUUGCUGCGGGGCAGACUCUGGAGCGCAAGAAAGCUGCUGCAAGCCACUGGCGAAUAUAGCCACUGCCAAAGAAGAUGACGGCUGCAGAACGGCGAUUGAGGAUAUUGACUGUGUGGAGAGCUGCUGCCCGGCAGUAACGCGCCAACAAACGGAACUUGAGACCAAGCCCGACUGCUGUAAGGGCAAGGCAUCCCCCUGCUGUGACUCGACCUGCAUCGACCGUCUUGCCCUGCGUGAAUGCGAGAAAGUCGACACCAGCUCCGAUGCCAGCACGGCCUGCAACGGUGCCGAGGACGGGAAGCCCUGCCGUCGCCAUUCCAGUGCUGCUCGCGAGCGCUACCAAUCCACCUUGGAAGCGCUGGGAUGCAUCUGCCGUGCUCUACUGGCCCUGGGACAGGAAUCGUGCUGUGCCCCGCGGGAACGACGGUCUGUGGAGAGGAAGCGCUCGCAACCGCCGUCCCACCCUCGCAUUUCAGCCGACUCGUGCUGCGCAACCGGAGCGUGCGCAAGUGUCACCGUUGAGGGCCCCUGGCCGAAAUCUAAGAGACGCUCCCGCGCUAGCCGGCCUGGAUCGGCCGGUGAUUCUUGCUCGCAGGGCUGUUGUGCCAAGGCUCCGGCGCCUCGCGUUGCUAGUUCUUGCGCCGAUGCUUGCUGCGGUGGGGAGAAAUCCCAUGAGGUGACCGAGAAGACCAAGGAAAUUCCCGCCAACGAAGCUCGAGCCACUGACCUUGAGAGGGGGGUCUCAGACUUCGAGCACGUCGUCCUCAGUGUCUCGGGGAUGACCUGCACAGGCUGCGAGACGAAACUCCAUCGGACAAUUACCAAGCUUGACUCGGUCCGGAACCUGAAGACAAGCCUUGUACUUGCGCGGGCCGAGUUUGACCUGGACGUCGGCGCUGAAUCUCUGGCCGAGGUCAUGAACCACCUCCAACGAACCACCGAGUUCAAGUAUGAGAGGAUCACGAAUCAGGGAUCCAGCAUCGACCUCAUCACUCCCGGCGACCCAACGGAAGUUAUCAACCGCGCGUGGCCGGACGGCGUCACGGAGAUGAGCGUCGUUGGGAAGACAAUCGUCCACGUCGAGUUUGACGCCCAGAAAGUCGGGGCGCGAGACCUCGUCGAGAAGGGCUGGGAUACGCCCAUGAAGCUCGCCCCGCCUCGUGCAGACCCGGCUCUCGAGGCCGGCGGCAAACACGUUCGCCAUGUCGGAUACAUGACCCUGCUGUCUGCGGUCCUCACCAUCCCAGUCCUGGUGAUGGCCUGGGCUCCCCUGCCCAAGAGGGAGAUCGCGUACAGCUCUGCCUCGCUCGCCCUCGCGACCAUGGUCCAGGUCGUCGUCGCCGGUCCGUUCUACCCAAAGGCCCUGAAGGCGCUGGUAUUCUCCAGGAUGGUUGAGAUGGACCUGCUCAUCGUCCUGAGCACGAGCGCGGCCUACGUCUUUUCCGUCGUGUCGUUCGCCUUCCUCCUCAUGGGACAGCCGCUAUCGACGGGUCAGUUCUUCGAGACGAGCACCCUUCUCGUCACCCUCAUCAUGGUCGGCCGCUACGUCAGCGCGCUCGCCCGCCAGAAGGCCGUCGAGUCGAUAUCGGUGCGUUCGCUACAGACGCCCACCGUCGUGAUCUUGGGCGAGGGGCCCCGCGGCGAGAGAGAGAUCGACGCCAGGCUGCUGCAGUAUGGCGACGUUUUCAGGGUCAUGCCGGAUUGCAGGGUUCCGACUGACGGGACGGUUGUAUCGGGAUCCUCGGAACUCGACGAGUCGAUGAUCACUGGGGAGUCUAUGGUCGUCGAGAAGCACCCCGGCUCCGCGGUCAUUGCGGGGUCGGUCAAUGGCUCAGGGGCCCUCACCGUUCAGCUGGCCCGACUGCCCGGGGAUAACACGAUCAGCACAAUCGCCGGCAUGGUCGACGAGGCGAAACUGUCGAAGCCAAGGAUCCAAGAUAUUGCCGACCGGGUUGCGUCCUACUUUGUCCCUGUCAUCGUCAUGCUGGCGACUAUCACCUUUGUCGUUUGGAUAGCUGUCGGUGUCGGUGUCCAGAAACAGUCUGGUUCUGAUGCAACAAUUCAGGCGGUGACAUACGCGAUUACUGUCCUGAUCGUGUCGUGCCCUUGCGCCAUCGGUCUCGCCGUCCCCAUGGUUAUUGUCAUUGCUACCGGGGUGGCAGCUGAACGAGGCGUCAUCUUCAAAUCUGCCGACAGUCUCGAGGUCGCAUACAAGGCCACCCAUGUUGUAUUCGACAAGACCGGAACAAUCACGCAAGGCAAGCUUACUGUUGCCCGGGAGGAGUAUUUCGGUCAUGAUCCGGCCACCACAAAGUCGCUCCUGUUUGGUCUAGUUGGUGGCAUCAAGCACCCGGUGUCGUUGGCCGUUGCGCACCAUCUCGAGGCAACGGGCGUGUCGGCAGCGGCAGUGAUGGAACCCAAAGCCCUGGCCGGCAAAGGUGUGGAGGGCAUCGCCCCAGGUUAUGCACUUCGCGCGGGCAAUUCUCGAUGGCUCGACCUCUCCUCCGACCCCCGCGUCCAGCCCAUCCUGUCACUGGGCUACACCGCCUUCUGCUUCACCGUGGACAGCUCCCUCGCCGCCGUGUUCGGUCUUGAGGACUCCCUGCGCCCCGACGCACUCGCCACCGUCUCGAAGCUGCGCGCCUCCGGCAUCGCCGUCCACAUCCUCUCCGGCGACGACGACGGAGCGGUCCGGGCAGUGGCAUCCCGCCUCGGCAUCCCCGCCACCAACGUCCGCUCCCGCUGCACCCCGGCCGACAAGCGAGCGUACAUCCAACACCUCCAGUCCACCACCACCCCCAACCCACCCGUCAUCAUCUUCUGCGGCGACGGCACCAACGACGCCCCCGCGCUAGCCCAGGCCACGGUGGGGAUGCACAUGCACGCCGCUGCCGGCGGCACCGACGUGGCCGGCUCCGCGGCCGACGUGGUCCUGCUGCGGCCCGCGGCGUCGGGCGUCCGCACCGCCAUGGCCGUGAGCCGGCGGUCGGCGCGCCGGAUUGCCUUCAACUUCUGCUGGGCCUUCGUGUACAACGUCGCUGCCGUGUUGAUCGGGUCGGGCGCGCUGGCUCGCGUCGGGGCCCGGAUUCCGCCUGGGCUGGCGGGGCUGGGGGAGCUGGUUAGUGUGUUGCCUGUUGUUGGAGCGGCUGUUGCGUUGCGGUGGGGGGGUGGGCGGGAGGGGGAGUAG
Messenger RNA from Phialemonium atrogriseum, 3282 nucleotides. RefSeq names its product copper-translocating P-type ATPase. Gene Ontology annotation, biological process: monoatomic cation transport. The transcript has 2 exons. Gene Ontology annotation, cellular component: membrane. The record is from RefSeq and is a predicted model, not a curated record. Bases 1 to 3282 code for a protein of 1093 amino acids. Lineage: Eukaryota; Fungi; Ascomycota; Sordariomycetes; Cephalothecales; Cephalothecaceae. Gene Ontology annotation, molecular function: metal ion binding; ATP binding; ATP hydrolysis activity.